Messenger RNA from Penicillium cinerascens, 849 nucleotides. RefSeq lists its product as uncharacterized. Lineage: Eukaryota; Fungi; Ascomycota; Eurotiomycetes; Eurotiales; Aspergillaceae. The transcript has 3 exons. The record is from RefSeq and is a predicted model, not a curated record. The annotation marks the transcript as partial.
UUAAACGACUACGACCUAUUCCCGACUUGGACAUCUAUACCGUAUCUAACGAAUCGCGUCCAUGUGCUGUAUGCAGACGUGCGCCUUUUUGGCAGUAUCAUCCCGUCUAAGACAGCUAAACGCCUCGUGGGGGAUGGGGGGUGCCUUGGAUUCCACCGGAGCUUCUAUUCCUUGCUUGAACGCUUUCUCCGCUAUGGGCCUGCGGACGAAAAGAAGGUAAAGCGCAAUCCGGAUAUCGGCGGGAACGAAAUUCCCUUUGUUUCGGAAGAAUCCGAAUUCAGUGAUCGCGAUAUAACCAUCGAGAUCCUUAAACUUGACUUCCAGUCAUCCGAAUCCGUGCUUCCGUUUCCCUCAGACAAAAUUGGUAACGAUGAGUGGCGACAUAAAUAUUUUACAUCCCACUUGAUCUUUGAUGAAAGCGGCGGUCCGAGCGAGCUUGAGAAGUAUGGGACACGACCAGAGUGGCUCGCGACAUAUCUUUUGGGGGAGAUUCAUGCCCUGCUAACUAUGUCCUACCACUUUGCGUCGUAUGGAAAAAUUUUCUAUGAGCGGGUUGGAACUAUCUGUAUCCUCUCACGAGAGGGAGCGACUGAAAUUGACCUCGCCAGCAGACUAGCCGAGCUACGCUUUACUAACCAGCAAGACACCUUUGGUAAUGUGUGCCCUGAAGAUCACCUUUCCACGUUCUGGGAGUGGAAGAAGCAGAUGCUGGCUCGUAGGCAGGAGCUAGGUUUUCCAGUUGCGGGAAAUCACGAGCUGGGACCUCAACCACAGCAUAUGACGGCCAUCGUUUCGGACUGCGACAACCCAGAAGAGCAGCCGCAGGAUCAGAAUCGAAAGAAGGGAUAA